Monodelphis domestica (gray short-tailed opossum) is the source of this 5805-nucleotide messenger RNA. RefSeq names its product ArfGAP with RhoGAP domain, ankyrin repeat and PH domain 1 (gene ARAP1). Lineage: Eukaryota; Metazoa; Chordata; Mammalia; Didelphimorphia; Didelphidae. Gene Ontology annotation, biological process: signal transduction; positive regulation of GTPase activity; regulation of cell shape. Gene Ontology annotation, cellular component: plasma membrane; trans-Golgi network; cytoplasm. The record is from RefSeq and is a predicted model, not a curated record. Gene Ontology annotation, molecular function: GTPase activator activity; phosphatidylinositol-3,4,5-trisphosphate binding; protein binding.
CCCACCCCCUGCCCAGCCCCGGCCCUGGCCGGGCCCCUCCCCGGGGGCGUCACGUGGGGCGGGCGGAAGCUCGGGGGGCCCGGGCUGCCGCAAGUCAGCGGAGGCGCUGGGAGAGUUCGGACGCCUGGGUCCGCGCUGCACGGGAGCCAGUUCCCAACUCUGAGGCCAUGGGGAGCCUCCUUGGGUAGUCCCUGCCCCAGGAAGUAUCCAGUCAUCCUCAGUAGCCUGGUGUUGAUGGCGAUGAGCUGAGAUUCCAGUUGAUCUGCUAGUGCCCCUGCUGCCCUCCUGGUCAUGGCGGAGGAGGUAGGGGCUAUGUUGCCUGUGGCUGAAUGGCUACGGGCAUUGCAUCUGGAACAGUAUGCUGGGCACUUUGAACAAUAUGGGCUAGUGUGGGCAGCUGAUUGCCGGGGCCUGAGUGAUGGACAACUUCUCAACAUGGGUGUCACGAUGCCUGGACAUCGCCGACGAAUCUUAUCUGGCCUCCAACGAGCCUAUGCCACUGCCUCUGAGGAGCUUCGUGGGCCUCCCCCUGCUCCUGCCCCUCGGGGGCCUCCUCGCCCUGUACCUGCCAAACGCUAUGUCUUUCGUUCUGCCCCAGCCCCUACUUUAGCCCCAGCCCCAGUCCCAACUCCAGACCCUUCCCUAGACCUAUCCCUGGUCCCAGCCCCAAGCCUAGCUCCAGGCCCAGUCCUAGCCCCAACUCUAGCCCCAGCUCCAGCUCUAGCCUCAGUCUCAGUCCCAUACUUAACCCCAGCACCAGUCCAAGUUCCAGCCCCAGUACAACCCCCUGUCUUAGUUCCCUCUUCAGCUUUUGCCCCACCUAUCCCUCCCCGAAGAAGCUGCCGACCUCCUACCCCCUUUGGUCUUCUGGAUCCUGGCCCAUCCAGGGACCCAAUGCUGCCCCCACUGCCUGCCAAACGGCACCAUGUGGAGGCCAGAGCACCCUGCAUUCCACCUCGAUCUGGCCCGCCCAAGCCUCUGGUGAGCCUCCUUGCAGAAGAAGAGAAGUCACCAGAGCCAGAGCUGGACACACCUCCAUCCCCUGUCCCCCGGAUUCCCUCCCAGCCCCCUCCCCUUCCUCUCUGCACCCCAGAAAUCCCCCCAAAGCCCUCUCGUCUGCUGCCUGAGUUUGACAAUUCAGACUAUGAUGAGCUCCCUGAAGAAGGACCACCAGCCCCAGGCCCCACCCCAGUGAUGGUCAACAAGGAGGAGCCGUCCCUGCGAGAUGUCCCGAGGACUGUGAGCGUGAACAGUCUGCUGAGUGAAGGCGACGAGCUUGCAGAGGACCCCCACGACUAUGAGGACAUUCCCAACGGCAUAUGGGAUGAUGUUGGUCUGAGAUCCCCAAGACUCAGCAACACCCCAGCCCCAGAGCUCCCUUUGAAUCCUAUGGAGGGGCCGCCCUGGACCUCAGCUCCCUCCACACCUGUCAUCAAGGCCGGCUGGCUGGACAAGAACCCACCUCAGGGGCCCCACAUAUCCUACACCCCCAGAUCGUACAUCUAUCAGAAGCGGUGGGUCAGGCUGGAUUCUGAUUACCUGCGGUACUUUGACAGUGACAAGGAUGCUUAUUCCAAGCGUUUCAUCCCCGUCUCCUCCAUCUCUCGAGUUUCUGGUAUCAGCGACCAGAAGUUUGAAGUCAUCACACACAACCGGACCUUUGUCUUCCGUGCUGAGAGUGAUGCAGAGCGGAAGGACUGGAUGCAGGCCCUUCAGCAGGCAGUGGAGGAGCAGCGGGUCCGGGCCCGGCUGUCAAGGGCCAACCUUCUGGAGCCUCACUGUCCUGGGAUCCCUGACCGUGCCGGCAGUCUGGAGCUUCGGGGAGUGAAGAACAAGCUCUAUGUGGUGGUGGCUGGCGAUAAGGUGCUGCUGUAUAAGAACUUAGAGGAAUACCAGUUGGGGAUAGGCAUCACGUCCAUCGAUAUGAAUGUGGGCAAUGUGAAAGACUCAGAUCGGAGAAGCUUUGAUCUCACUACUCCUUAUCGGAUCUUCAGUUUCUCAGCCGAGUCAGAGUCAGAGAAGGAAGAGUGGCUGGAGGCCAUGCAGGGCGCCAUUGCAGAGGCCCUGUCCACCAUGGAUGUGGCCGAGCAGAUCUGGGCUGAUGCUCCUAACCGACUCUGCGCCGACUGUGGGGCCACCCAUCCAGACUGGGCCUCCAUCAACCUCUGCCUUGUGAUUUGCAAGAGAUGUGCAGGGGAGCACCGAUGGCUGGGACCGUCUGUCUCCAAAGUCCGGAGCUUGAAGAUGGACCGGAAGGUGUGGACGGAGGAUCUGAUUGAGCUCUUCCAUCAUCUGGGGAAUGAAGCUGGGAAGCGGUUCUGGGCAGCCAAUGUCCCUCCUAGUGAAGCGCUGCACCCCAACAGCAGCCCUGGGGACCGGCGGCACCACCUGGAAGCCAAGUACCGUGAGGGCAAGUACCGCCGUUAUCACCGUUUCUUCGGCAAGCAAGAAGAGCUUGAUAAGGCCCUUUGUGUGGCUGUCACCACUACUGACCUCGAAGAGACGCAGGCUCUGCUGGGCUGCGGGGCAGCCAUCAACUGCUUCUCAGGGGACCCCGCAGCCCCCACACCCUUGGCCGUGGCCAGGCAGGCUGGCCAGAGGCUGCAGAUGGAGUUUCUCAGGAACAACCAGACCACGGAGAUGCCUCGGCUGGACUCGGUCAGCAUCGGGGAGAAGCAUUACUCCGUCAUUCAGCCCACUGUGAGCCAUAGCGGCUUCCUCUUCAAGACAGCCUCUGUCGCCAAGCCCCUACAGGAGCGCCGUUCCCGAGAAGAGUUCAGCCGACGCUGGUGUGUUCUCAGCGAUGGUGUCCUGAGUUACUAUGAGAAUGAGAGGGCUGUCGUGCCCAAUGGGGAGAUCCGAGCCAGUGAGAUCGUGUGCUUGGCUAUUCCCCCACCUGACGCCCAUGGUUUUGACAGUACCUUUGAAGUAUACACAGAGACUGAGAGAAUGUACCUGUUUGGAUCGGAGAGCCCAGACCUGGCUCGAGAGUGGGUCAAAUGUAUUGCUAAGGCUUUUGUGCCCAUCCAUGCGGAAGAGCUGCUGUGCAGGGACUUUGAGCGUUUGGGCCGCCUCUCCUAUAAGGCUGGCCUUAGCCUGCAGCGGACCCAGGAGGGUUGGUUUGCAUUAACUGGCUCCGAGCUCCGAGCAGUAUUUGAGGAGAGCCCCAGCGAGGAGGCCCUACAGCUCCGAAAGCUGCAAGAGCUAUCCAUCGAGGGGGACAAGGAAGUCCUGGUCCUGGUGGAGAGGGGAAGGACCCUGUAUAUUCAGGGGGAAAGGAAGCUGGACUUCACGGGAUGGCUGGGCGCCAUCCAGAAGGCAGCAGCAAGUUCUGGGGACACUCUGUCUGAGCAGCAACUGGGGGACUCUGACAUCCCUGUCAUCGUCUACCGAUGUAUAGACUACAUCACCCAGUGUGGAUUGACCUCAGAGGGCAUCUAUCGUAAGUGUGGGCAGACGUCAAAGACGCAGCGGGUGCUGGAGAGCCUGCGCCGAGAUGCUCGCUCCGUGCGCCUCAAGGAGGGGGAGCAACACGUGGAUGAUGUCUCGUCUGCCCUCAAGCGCUUCCUGCGUGACCUGCCUGAUGGGCUCUUCACCCGGACUCAGCGCUGUGCUUGGCUUGAAACAGCAGCAAUUGAGAAUGAGGAAGAAAAGAUUUCGAGGUACCAGGAACUCUUGGGGCUCUUGCCCCCUGUCAACCGGGCCACAGUGAAGGCCCUCAUCAGCCACCUGUACUGUGUACAGUGCUUCUCGGAAACCAAUCAGAUGAAUACCCACAACUUGGCAAUUGUAUUUGGACCUACGCUUUUCCAGACAGAUGGUCAGGACUACAAGGCUGGCCGAGUAGUGGAGGACCUCAUCGAUCACUAUGUCCGAGUGUUCAGUGUGGAUGAGGAGGAGCUGAGAAAGCAGCGGGAGGAGAUCACAGCCAUCGUCAAGAUGAGGGUGGCGGGCUCGGCCAGUGGCACACAGCAUGCUGGAGAUUUCAUCUGCACCGUCUACCUGGAGAAGAAAGCCACAGAAACAGAACAGCAUGUUAAGAUCCCAGCAUCCAUGACAGCCCAGGAGCUCACCAUGGAGAUCCUAGAUCGUAGGAAUGUGAGGAUAAAGGAGAAGGACUAUUGGACUUGUUUUGAAGUCAAUGAAAGGGAAGAGGCAGAGAGGCCCCUGCACUACACUGAGAAGGUUCUCCCUAUCUUGCACAGCCUGGGGACCGAUAGCCAUCUGGUGGUAAAGAAGUACCUCUCCAUGGAGGCCAUGCUUAUGUAUCUAGCCAGCAAGGUGGGGGACACCAAGCAUGGCAUGAUGAAGUUCCGUGAGGAUCGAAGCCUCUUGGGCCUGGGCCUCCCCACAGGCAGCUUCCAUGACCGUUACUUCAUGCUCAAUGGCAGCUGUCUAAGGCUCUUCAAGGAAAUCAGAAGUCACAAGCCAGAAAAGGAAUGGCCUGUGAAGAGCCUCAGAAUCUACUUGGGGGUGAAGAAGAAGUUACGACCACCUACCUGCUGGGGUCUCACUGUGGUGCAUGAGACAGAGAAGCAUGAGAAGCAGCAGUGGUACCUUUGCUGCGAUACCCAGAUGGAGCUCAGAGAGUGGUUUGCUACCUUCUUCCUUGUGCAGCAUGGCGGGACUGUCUGGCCUUCCGAGCCCUCAAGGGUGGUUCGACCUGUACCUGAGUCCAGGCUGGGUAGCGUGUCGCUCAUUCCCCUGAGGGGCAGCGAGAAUGAGAUGAGGAGGAGCGUGGCUGCCUUCACUUCUGAUCCCCUGUCUGCACAAAGCCCACCAUGACCAGGUGCUUCUCCUUAGCAUCCCUGAGAUGAGGGGGUCCAGAUCUUCUCAGUCUCUACAAGAAAGAGGCUUGGCCUCAUGGAGAGGCCCAGCUAGAGCUGCUCAUUCCAUCAAGACUCUAUCCUAGACUUUGUGUGUGUUGGGGAAGAAGAGUCUCCUAGGUGUCUGGGUAGCAGGGGUUAGCUACGAGGCAUUGGAAUGGGUGAGGGCAGACCCCUAUUUUUCCCACUUUGCCCUCCAGCUACCUUCUCCCUGCCAUCCAGGACCUUUUUUAAAAAAAUAAUAUAAAUAUAUCUGUAUAUUUUACCCUGUGACUAGGAGGUUUGUGUUUGGUUAGGCAUGGUAUACUCUGGUUUUGGGGGACCAUGGAGUACCAGGAAGAGGAAGGGAUUCACACAGUCUAGAGGGGUUUCAUAGAGAACAGUGAAACCAUGGACUGGAUUUUGGACAUCAGUGACACCUCACUGAGGCAAAUAGACUUAACCCUUCUCUUUCCCACAACUGAACCCCCACAGCUUCCAUCGAGUGGAACAUUAAAGCUGGAUUGGCCUUACAUAUGAUCUAGUCCAACCCCCUAUUUUUCUAGAUGGGGAAACUGAGGCCCAGAAUGAGGAAAGGGAUUUGUUUAAGGUCUCAGAGUUUAGGAUUAGAGCCCAGCGCUAAUCUGGACAUUUUGAGCCUCCAGGCGUUGGCAAGGACCUUAUUAUACUCCUUGAGUCAAUACAGCUCAGCGUUUCCCAGGAGACAGGCAAGGAUAAUAAGCCUUUCUGAGAAACCCCUGAAAUUCCCUGGGAAGGUGUCAGACAGGCGCCCGCUUGCCUGCCUGGCCCAGAGCUUCAUUGUCCCUCUCCUGUGCUGCUUGCCUCCAGCUCUGAGAGCACCACCGUAAACCUGAGAAUCUUAGAACUUCUAACACCAGAAAAUGUUAGAAAUAUGGAGGCAAAGAACCUCAGUAUCCCAGAACCUCAGGACUGUAGAAUCUCAUAGAACAUCUUAUUAAUGGAUUGAUUGAUUCAUUCA